Fusarium fujikuroi IMI 58289 is the source of this 1077-nucleotide messenger RNA. RefSeq lists its product as uncharacterized. Lineage: Eukaryota; Fungi; Ascomycota; Sordariomycetes; Hypocreales; Nectriaceae. The transcript is spliced from 2 exons. The record is from RefSeq and is a predicted model, not a curated record. The coding region runs from base 1 to 1077 and encodes 358 amino acids.
AUGCGUUACUCUACUGCCGCCGCUGCUCUCCUGGCCUCUGGUGCCAUGGCCACCGAGGUCUCCAAGGUCUACGAGACCAAGCGAGUUACCAUCACCUCUUGCGGUCCUGAGGUCACCAACUGCCCUGCUCGAUCUACUGUCACCAGCAACACCGUUUACCCUGUCCCUCCCCAGGUCACCUCUGCCGAGCAGGGCAGCGAGACCACCGAGGAGGUCCCUGAGGUUCCCGAGACCACUGAGGCUCCCUUGACCACCUCUACUAUCUACUCUACCAACAUCAGGACUAUCACCUCUUGCGGUCCCGAGGUUCCUGACUGCCCCGCCCGAUCUGGUACUCCCGUCGUUGUCACCGAGACCAUUGCUGUCUCCACCACCAUCUGCCCUGUUGAGCCUACCGGUGGAAGCGAGAAGCCUGGAAAGCCUGAGCAACCCGGCAAGCCUGAGAAGCCCAGCCAGCCCGGUUACGAGCAGCCUCCCGCUCCUCCUGCUGAGACCAAGCCCGCUGAGACUCAGCCAGGCUACGAGCAGCCUCCUUCCCCUCCCGCUGAGACCAAGCCCGGCUCUGAGCAGCCUCCCGCUCCUCCUGCCGAGACCAAGCCUGCUCAGCCUAGCAAGCCCGUCGUCCCCGGACAGCCCCAGAACCCCGGUAACGGCACUGUCCCUCACCCUCCCGUCUACCCCAACCCUCCUGCUACUCAGAGUGGUGAGAAGCCCGUCGUCCCUCCCACUCCUGUUCCCGUUCCCAGCAACCCCGGCAACCCUGAGCAGUGCAUUCCCUCUCAGUCUGUGACUGCCAUCACCAAGGAGUACACCACUGUCCUCACCAGCGUUGAGUACUCUACCAUCCAGGUUCCUUGCCCUACUGGCACCACUCCCGGCAACCCUAGCAACCCCGGCCAGCCUGGCCAGCCUGAGUCUCCUACUGGACCUGCUGUUCCCCCUCCUGCCACCACCCCCAUUGGCGGCGGUAACCAGACCGUUCCUACUCCUCCUGCCGUUACUGCUGGCGCUGCUACCUUCGCCGGCUCUGCUUUCUUCGCUGCUGUUGCUGGUCUCGCCGCUUUCAUCCUGGUCUAA